UUAAAAGAACGCAUUCCCCGUUUCUCCUAAUCGAAUAUUCGAUUCUCUCUUUCCUCCAAUUCCACUCCAUCCGACUAACGAACAAGUUAAAACGUUCGUUAUCCUGCCAUUUGUACUUGCACCACGGAUGGAAUCCCACGGAUCAGGCGGGAAAAAAGGAGAAAAUGGUGGCUCGCGUGGUUUCUCGACUGUGGGGUGAGAAGUAGAGGGGCGUCUUCGGGGUUUGGCGGUAGUGACAAUGCCAGUUCCUCGCGGGCGAGUUUGAGUCGAAGGCGACUAUCGAGUGAGAGGAGCUGCCAGCCCUGGCUCAUCGUGUAGUGCCUAGUGAAACGAGAUGACGGGCUCGCGGCUGAGACGGCCCGCGUACUUCGUGGGCCUCUUCUUGGCCCUUCUAGUCGCCGCCUUACAGGGAGUGCAAAGCGAAGAAGAACUAGAGGUGCCGCCAGAGGAUCUGUGUCGACCUUACAUUGAAAAGGCAUUGAAAGACCUCGGUACAGGAUCUUUGGAGCAGACCAGUGCCGAGGUUGGGAUCGACGUCGAUAAAGAAAGUGAAGAAGAAGAAGGGAAACCUGCGAUCAAAGAAGAGCCAGAAACUGAAGCUUCGAAGGAAGAUGCAGAAGAGUCGGUAGAAACGAAAGCUGCGGAGAGCGCCGAACAAGUUGAAGAAGAGGCGGAAAAAGCAUCCGCAGAAACUGAACAGAGCGCUGAAGUUGGAAAAGAACAAAGUGGCGAAGCGGAUGAAACGAAAGGUGAGGAAGAAGAGAAAUCUGGAGAAGUAGAUAAAGGAACCGAGGAAGAAAAAGAAGAAUCUGCCGAGCAAGCGAAAGAGCAUGCUACAGACUCCGACCAGGAAGAAAUUGAAGAGACGAAGGAGGAGAAAUCUGGCGAAGGAGCGCAAGCAGACGAAGGAAAAUCCGAGGAAGAAACGCAAGGAGAUGCCGAGGAAAGAUCCAAAGAGGAAGAUGCCGAUAAAUCCGAUAUAGAAAUUGGAGAGGAUGAAGGAAAAUCGGAGGAAAAGUCGCAGGUUGACGAUGGAAAAUCCGACGAAGUCCAGGCCGAAGGUGAAUCGGCCGAAGAACCGAAAAUCGACGAGGAGAAAUCCGACGAAGAAGCCAAAACCGAGGAGAUAAAGUCUGACGAAGAGAAAGAGAAAAUCGAGGACGAAGGGGAAGAAGAGACGGAGAAAGCUGCUUCCAAGGAAGAGGAAGAAAAGGAGGGGGAUAGCAAAGCCGAAGAGGAAGGUCAAUCCGCGGAGCGACAAGCGAGCGAGGACGAAACGAAGGAAGAGAAUAAAGAAGGCGAGGGCGAAAGUGUCGAAGAUCAAGUAGAAGGAGGUAAAGAAAGUGAAGAAGCUAAGUCGGCGGAAGAGGCUGCAAAAUCGGGAGAGCAACAGGAAGGAGCUGAAGAAGAGAAGGAAGGAGAGGCCAAAUCCGCGGAUGAGGAAGGAAAAUCCGUAGAAGAGGCAGAAUCAAAGGAGGAGAAAGCUGAGAAAUCAAAAUCUCGUGCUAGACGAGAAGUUGGCGAAGAAGAAGAAGAAGAAGUAGGAGGUGAGGAGGAUGCUGAAGGCUCGAAAGAAACAGAACAGAGCGAGGAAGAAGAACCUACUCCCGAGGAAGACUUGAUCAGAGAAAUAGUGAUACCGGAAAAUUUGCGGCCGCGUGAUCAUAUUAAUCAGCUGUUGAAAUUGGACGAGGAAAAUGAAGAGAAGGAGCGAGCCAUCCAAAAAAUCGCGGAUAUUGUGUUGAAGGAGUUGAAAAGGGUUUAUGACAAUGCCAUCCAGCCGUUAGAAUCUCUGUAUAAAUACAGAGACUUGAGCAACAGACACUUUGGUGAUCCAGAAAUAUUUUCCAAGCCACUAGUUCUUUUCAUGGGUCCGUGGAGCGGUGGAAAAUCUUCCAUCAUAAAUUAUUUACUCGAUAUCGAAUACAAGCAGACAUCGUUAAGGACAGGUGGUUUGAGAGAGUGCUUAGAGGAGCAAUGCAAAACGCCAAAUGGAAAUGACACAGGAGCCGAGCCAUCUCCAGCCUACUUCAAUAUUAUAAUGCACGGGGAGGAAGAGGAGAUCCUCGAUGGCACGCAACUCGCCGCUGAUUGGACUUUCUCCGGAUUACAAAAAUUCGGCCAAGGAUUGCUCGAUCGUCUGAAGGGUUUACGACUCGAUAAUAAGUUACUAGAAAAAGUGAAUAUUGUCGAGAUACCAGGAAUCUUGGAAAUUCGUAAACAAGUCCAACGUUUAUUCCCAUUUAAUGAUGCGUGUCAAUGGUUCAUCGACCGUGCAGACAUAAUAUUUUUAGUAUACGAUCCAUCAAAGUUGGAUGUUGGGCCAGAAACAGAAGCGAUUCUUGAUCAAUUGAAAGGAAGGGAGCAUCAGACACGCAUCAUUCUUAACAAAGCUGAUCAAGUAAAACCGGAGGAACUCAUGAGAGUGCAAGGUGCUCUGAUCUGGAAUAUAUCACCGCUAAUGUCUAGCGCUGAACCACCGAUCAUGUACUCCACGUCAUUGUGGUCAAUCCCGUAUGAAGCUGGUGCACCUACCAGGUUAUUGUAUGCUCAGGAACGUGCAUUUUUACGCGACUUGCGUACUGCCAUUGAUAAACAAGUCGAGCAUAAGAUAGCAAGCGCCCGGAGAUUCGCUGUACGAGUGCGCAAUCAUGCUAAAAUGGUAGAUUGCUAUCUAACCACAUACUACAAUCACAAGAUUCUUGGGAACAAAAAGGAAAUCAGUGACAAGAUUAUCGAGAAUCCACAAGAUUACCACAUCUACGAGGGCCUGAGUACACUGAAGAACAUAUCACGAUAUGACUUGCCCGAUCCGGAUGUCUAUCGAGAUUUUUUCCGGUUGAAUCCUCUCUAUGAUUUCCCUCUAUUAAGCUCUACGUGCACGUAUUUCCGUGGAUGUCCAAUCAAUAGACUCGACGUUGCCAUUGCUUACGAUUUACCAGAGCUCGUAGGCAAAUAUAAGAAAUCAGUUGAGCAAGUUAUACACGAGUACGAAACAAGUCCUCCUAGUUGAGUGUAAUCCUACAUUCUGAAAUAGCUCUUGAUGCCGUAUGAGGUAUGAGGUGAGAGCAAAUUGUACAAAACAAAAAUGCGAAUGAGUGAAAAGAAGCGAACAUUAGUGUAAGUUCAUUACUUGAAGCAGUACAGAGAAGUUUCUUUCUUAAAAUAGUAAAAAAUAAUCUUGGAUCGCCUUCAGAUAAAAAUCCAACUGGAUAAUUAAAUUAAGAGAAGAGAAACCUAAUUCUUCUGGAAUCACGCUUUGCGCGAUAUAUUAAAUAAUUUAUUUAAAGAUAAGAAGAGACAUUGUUUCGAGGUAUGAAGAUAUACUAUUGGUUUUGUAGGUAAACAACAUGGAUAUUGGUGACACUAAGAGGCAAAUGCUUGGUUAAUAGUACGCUUAACAAAUGUUUAAGUGUAUUAAUGGAUUGAAUCGAAGAUUUCAAGAUAUAUAUACUUGUGUUUGGAAAAUAGGACAAGUGUUACCAUUCCAAUUUAAAAAAAGAAUAGUGAGUUUCCCUUGAAUGUGUUUAACUACACCUAGAAUCACACAGUUAUGGAAAACAUAUCACAAUAAUGGUGGGUCCUAUUAUCUAAUACAUGAAUAUAAAAAUUGAAGAUACAGUGAACUCGCACAAUAGACUUUUUGAAACUUAGUGUAAUGGUUGUGUAAUUGUAAUAAAAUACUGUGACACUUUCAGCCAUCAGAACAACGUAUGAUGAAAGCAGUUACAUAUUAUAAGUAUGUAAAAUAAAAUACAUAAAAAUAUUUCCACUAAGAAAGAGAUAAGAAUGAUCUCUUUUUGAAGCUUUUGUGAAAUACCUUGUAUAAACAAAUUGUGUUCUUAUUAAAAGUUAUAAAUAUUUAUUUAAAAGAA
Molecule: messenger RNA, 3875 nt
Organism: Apis florea (little honeybee)
Lineage: Eukaryota; Metazoa; Arthropoda; Insecta; Hymenoptera; Apidae
Molecular function (GO): GTP binding
Source: RefSeq, a predicted model, not a curated record